This is a messenger RNA of Lemur catta (Ring-tailed lemur), 3801 nucleotides long. It is a transcript of the gene NLRP5, whose product is annotated as NLR family pyrin domain containing 5. Gene Ontology annotation, cellular component: cell cortex; cytosol; mitochondrion. Gene Ontology annotation, biological process: regulation of inflammatory response. NCBI's taxonomy places the organism in Eukaryota, Metazoa, Chordata, Mammalia, Primates, Lemuridae. Gene Ontology annotation, molecular function: protein binding. The transcript has 15 exons. The coding region runs from base 1 to 3801 and encodes 1266 amino acids. The record is from RefSeq and is a predicted model, not a curated record.
AUGUCGGGUGCAGGGCCCAACCACAUCUCCUGCUUCCCUGUCAACGCCCUUCCCCUCAAGGGACAUUUUCUGGAAGGUGACAACGGGUCCCAUCUCGCUGGACUCCUGAGUUUUGGGCAGUGGAUGUUUGUGGGGGGCAGGGGUGGGGCUCAGGGACAUGGUGAUGGAGGAGGCCCAAGAGGGGUGGGCAGCAGCCUCCUUGACCCUCAGCCACCACGUGUGGGCGUCCCCUCUCUGCACAUCGAGAUCAGCACACCAGACCUGGAUCCUGUCCUCAUGGAGUCACGGCCUGGCCACUCAGAGCCGUUGCAGCCAAUGGGCAGCAACAACGUCACUGGCUCGGCGCUCCCCAUAGGCCACCACCACGUGGGCGUGGAGCUGGGCUGCCUUGUCACUCUUCCCACAGGUCCCGUUUGCUUCACAUUACCAAACAAUCCACUUUUCCACCAAAACCUGAGCUUUCAACCUUGCAUCAGGAUGGCAGAAGACAAAUUACCCUCCUUUUCCAUCGAUGGUCUGCUAUGGUGUCUCAAGGAGCUAGACAAGGAAGAAUUUCAGACAUUUAAGGAAUUACUAAAGAAAAAGUCUUCAGAAUUGACAACGAGCUCUAUUCCAUUGGUUGAAGUGGAUAAUGCUGAUGUGGAACAUCUAGCCUUCCUCUUGCAUGAGUAUUACGUAGGACCUCGUGCCUUGGAAAUGUCCAUUAGCAUCUUUGAAGAGAUGAACCUGCCAACACUUUCUGAGAAAGCAAAGGAUGAGAUGAAAAAAAUUUCACAAGCUGUGGAAAUACAUGGUGCCACAGAGGCAGAGACAGAAAGACAAGAAAUUUCACAAGCUAUAGAACAAGGUGGUGCCACAGCAGCAGAGACAAAAGCACAAGACCAAGGAGGUGGCAGGUGGGACUACAAGCACCACGUGAUGACCAAAUUCUCCACGAAGAUAGAUGUUGACCAUGAUCCUGAAAAAUCUGCUUCUGACUGGAUGGAAAUGCAAAUGAUGCUGGCUGGCGCUUUCAGUCCAGACCAGGGGGGCUUCAGGCCCCGCACCGUAGUUCUGCACGGAAAAUCGGGAAUUGGGAAAUCAGUUUUGGCCAGAAGGAUCAUGCUGUGCUGGGCACAAGGUAACCUCUACCAGGGCAUGUUCUCCUACGUCUUCUUUCUCCACACUAGAGAUCUACAAUGCAGGAGGGAGAGCAGUUUUGCAGAGUUGAUUUCCAAGGAGUGGCCGGACUCCCAGGCUCCCUUGGUGGAGAUCAUGUCCCAACCAGAACGGCUCUUGUUUGUUGUUGACAGUUUUGAUGACCUGGACUCUGCCCUCAAAGAUAACACAAAGCUCUGUGGAGACUGGGCCGAGAGGCAACCCACGUCUGUCCUGAUACACAGUCUACUGAGGAAAGUGCUGCUCCCCGCGUCCUCCCUGAUAAUCACCGUCAGCAACGUGGGCGUGGACAAGCUCAAGUCGGUGGUCGUGGCUCCCCGUUACCUGUUGGUUGGAGGGAUCUCGGUGGAAAAAAGGUUUCAGUUAUUGCUAGAGCACGUUACCAGUGAGCAGGAAAGGAUGAAGGUCUUACGUCUGAUGGAGAGCUGUCAUCUGCUGGAUGAGUGCCAGGUCUUCACCGUGCACUCGCUGAUCUGUGCGGCUCUGCAGCUGCGGCAGGCGGGCGGGGAGCGCCUUGCCCCCAUCUCCCUCACUUUCACGGGCCUGUACGCCACUUUUGUGUUCUAUCAGCUCACCCCGCAAGAGACGCCCCGGCGCUGUCUCAAUCGGGAAGAAAGAGCUGUCCUGAAGCGCUUGUGUCGCAUGGCCGUGAAGGGAGUGUGGGACAUGAAGUCUGCCUUUGACGACGAUGACCUCGCGGUGCAUGGACUUACGGAGUCUGAGCUCACCGCUCUGUUUCACAUGGACAUCCUGCUCCGAGACAGCCACUGUGAGGGGUAUUAUACUUUCUUCCACCUCAGCCUCCAGGAGUUUUGUGCCGCCUUGUACUAUGUCUUGGAGGGAUUGGAAAGAGAGCCACAUUUCUGCCCUCUGUUCAUUGAGAACGUAAAGAGUUUGAUGGAGCGUAAACAAACAGGCUUCAACUUCCACUUGCUCCAGAUGAAGCGUUUCCUGUUUGGCCUCAUGAGCAAAGAAGCGCUGAGGGCCCUGGAGGUUCUGCUGGGCUGUCCCAUCCCCCUGACGGUGAAGCAGACCCUCCUGCACUGGGUCUCUCCCCUGGGUCUGUGGAGCAAAUUCACCACCCCAGUAGACAUCCUGGAUGCCUUCCACUGUCUUUUCGAGACACAAGAUGAAGAAUUUGUUCACUCGGCACUGCGCAGCUUCCAAGAUGUGUGGCUUGCGAUUCACCAGAAAAUGGACUUUGUAGUCUCUUCUUUCUGUCUCCGGCAUUGUUGCUAUUUACGGAGAAUUCGGGUGGAUGUUAAAAAGCCCAUCUCAAGGGUUGGGAAGGCGUGGGCUGUGAUUCCCCGGUGGGUGUCGGGUAAGGUCCUCAUUGAUCAGCAGUGGGAAAAUUUCUGCCACGUGCUCUGCAACCUCCCAACCCUGCAACAACUCGACCUGGGCACCAGCAUCCUGAGUGAAUGGGCCAUGAAGAAACUCUGCACCAUGCUGAAGAGUCCAGCCUGUACAGUACAGAAUCUAAUAUUCAAAGAUACACAGAUUUUAUCUGGUCUCCAACAUCUCUGGCAUGUUCUUAUCAGCAACCAUCACAUAAAAUACCUCAACUUGGGAAACACCCACCUGAAGGAUGAAGAUGUAAAAACAGCAUGUGAAGCAUUAAAACACCUGAAUUGUUUCCUGGAGUCUUUGAGGUUGGAUCACUGCGGACUAAGCAGAGCUGGUUACCUGAUGAUCUCCCAAGUCCUUACCACACGGUCCACCAGCCUAAAAUACCUCAGCCUGGCAGGGAAUAAGGUGAUGGAGGAGGGUAUGAAGCCUCUCUUCGAGGCCUUGAAGGCCCCACAGUGCACGCUGCAGAAGCUGACGUUGGAGAGGUGCAGCCUCACAGCUGUGGGCUGCCAUGCCCUGGCCUCAGCCCUGGACAGCAACCGGAGCCUGACACACCUGUGCCUGUCGUACAACCAUCUGGGGAACGAGGGCUUGUACCCGCUGUGCCAGUCCAUAAGCCUGCCCAGCUGCAGUCUGCAGAGGCUGAUUCUACAACAGUGCGGCCUGACCGUCACCAGCUGCGAUUUCCUUGCGACAGCGCUGACGGGCAACGCACACCUGACGCACCUGAGCCUGAACUGGAACCCGCUGCAGAACGAGGGCGUGAGCCUUCUGUGCAAGGUCAUGCUGAAGCCGCGGUGCCAGCUGCAGGACCUGGAGUUGGUGGGGUGCCAGCUCACCGCCGCUUGCUGCACCGAUCUGUCCUGUGUGAUCACGAGAGGCAAACACCUGAAGAGCUUGGACCUUGCCGCCAACGCCGUGGGUGACAGCGGGGUCGCAGUGCUCUGCGAGGGACUGAAGCACGAGAAGGACUCUCUGAGGAGACUCGGGUUGCAGGCAUGUGGAUUGACCUCCAAUUGCUGCGACAUUCUCUCCUCCACCCUCUCCUGCAACCAGAGCCUGACCAGUCUGAACUUGCUGCAGAACAGCUUCAGUCCCGAAGGAAUGGUGAAGCUGUGCUCAGCCUUUGCACAUCCCAUCUGUAAUCUACGGGUAAUUGGGCUGUGGAAGUGCCAGUUUCCUGUGCAAGUUCAAAAGAUGCUGGAGGAGUUGCAGCUACUCAAGCCCCAACUCUUGAUUGAUGGUAAUUGGUACGAUUUUGACGAGGAUAACCGGUAUUGGUGGAAAUACUGA